CGGUGCAGCAGCCCCUCCACCCCCAGUGGUAUCCUGUCCCCUGUGGGCCCCGGGGGGUCAGACAGCCACCUGCAGUGGGAGGAGCGGCAGGGACAGUGGCUGAGGAGGAGGCGGCUGGAUGGGGCCAUCAACAGGGUCCCAAUGGGCUUCUACCAGAAGGUGUGGAAGAUCCUGCAGAAGUGCCACGGCCUGUCAAUAGAUGGAUACGUGCUGCCUUCCUCCACUACCAGAGAGAUGACAGAAGGCGAGAUCAAGUUUGCGGUGCACGUGGAGUCUGUUCUGGAACCACGUCCCCAGCCAGAGUACCGACAGCUGCUGGUGGAGGCUGUGAUGGUGCUGACGCUGGUGGCUGACGUGGAUGUGGACAACAUCGGAGGGAUCAUCCUCAUCGACCGCAUCGUACACAUGGCCAAUGACCUCUUCUUACAGGACCAGGUAAGCCUGAGCCAGAACGGCCCAUAGGGCAGGAGCCUGUUUCCUGUUUCUGUAGCGUGAUGUACGAGUAACUACACCCUCUGGAACAUCUGCAAGCAGAGACGC
Messenger RNA from Oncorhynchus masou masou (cherry salmon), 540 nucleotides. RefSeq names its product phosphorylase b kinase regulatory subunit alpha, liver isoform-like. The record is from RefSeq and is a predicted model, not a curated record. Gene Ontology annotation, cellular component: phosphorylase kinase complex. Gene Ontology annotation, biological process: glycogen metabolic process. NCBI's taxonomy places the organism in Eukaryota, Metazoa, Chordata, Actinopteri, Salmoniformes, Salmonidae. The annotation marks the transcript as partial. Gene Ontology annotation, molecular function: calmodulin binding. The transcript is spliced from 2 exons.